AUGACUGAGGCCUUCUGCGGGGCGGAUAAGGAGAGCGAGGGAGGCCCAGGCUCCCGCGUAGGCCGCGGUGCCCGGGCCCAGGGCCUCCCUCAGAGGGCGGCUCCUCAGGAAGGCGACCCGGAAAGGCCCCCAGCGGGCCAGGAAGGUGGUGGUGGGAUGGCUCUGUGGCCGCUCCGUGUCUACAGUCACAAGAAGCGGGUGGGCCAGAGGCUCAACCUCACCCCGGCGCUAGACCACGGCCUCCGGGCUAAGACCGACGCCCCACUAGGCCCAGGCCCCUGGCGGGCUCCGCGCUGCUUGGAGGACAACGUCCAAGGGGGCGGCCUGCCCAAGAUCGCGGAGAAAGAGGAGCAGAGCAGGCCCGGAGCAGGUGGCCGGUCUGCGGGGCCAAGCACUCAGUUACAAGCUACAGGCGAAGAUAACCCCAAAGAAAAUAGCAUGCGAGAAGAGACCCCAAAUGAGAUGAUCAUGCCACUGAGUGAAUCAGUGACUGAUGACUUCCAGGUUAACAGUAGUUCAUCAAGUUGUGAUCUAGUGUCAGGACAAAGUUUGCUACAUGAUGAUACUCCCAGUUCUGUCCUGAGCUGUGUAGUCACAGAUACAGAAUACAGGAGCAAUACUGAAGAGAGCAUAAGUAGCUUAUCAUCACCUGAACAGUUUAGAAGAUCUGAUUCUUUGGAAUGGGAAUGUCCCAAGUCAAAAGAACAUAUGCAAUACAAGAAUUCCACUCUUCUGGACAUCAGUAAAGCAGUAGCCAUAGAGAAUGUAACACAGUUUUCAAACUUCUCUGCAAUUUUGGGUACCUCUUCAGAAAACUCUCAGAAAGGCCAUAGAAAAAUAUUGAUGACAUUAGCAGAUCAAAAUAUUUCUCCAAAUUCAAAGUAUACUUCAAAGCCAGGAUCAGAUAAUGCAGCUUGUGAGGUUUUACUUGCUGAGAAAUCUUGCCUUUCAACCCUUGAAAAAACAAAGCAAAAAAAAACAAAUCCUGUUAUUCCUGAUGAGAAAAACAGAUGCCUAUUGACAAGUACUCCAUCUUCAACAAAAGCUGAUUUUGUGGUCGAUUUGUCCUCAGUGCAAAAAGCAACUUUUGAAGAACUGUUUCCAAAUGUCAGCAAUUAUGUUAAUUCAAAUGAAAUAACUCCUGUAUCAGGUUCACAAGAAAAUUCAAAUGAGUUUCCUUUAGAUGCAUCAGAAAUUUGUUGUAUUAUUAAAGCAUCACCAGGAACAAGACAAGUUAAAAGUAAAGGUGUUAUUGUAAAGAAGAAGAAAUAUUCCCCUCCUAAGGAUGUUCCUCAAGAUAUUAUAAUGGAAACAAAUGGCAGGAUUUAACAGCUGUGUCUGAAUUUGAAUUUUCACUUCUUUGAAGAUAUGAAGUCAGUCUGUACAAGCAGAAUGCCUGCCUGAAAUUACAUGAAAUGAAGAAUUAAAAUUUUCC
This is a messenger RNA of Perognathus longimembris pacificus (Pacific pocket mouse), 1435 nucleotides long. It is a transcript of the gene Meikin, whose product is annotated as meiotic kinetochore factor. The record is from RefSeq and is a predicted model, not a curated record. Gene Ontology annotation, biological process: male meiosis chromosome segregation; meiosis I sister chromatid cohesion; meiotic sister chromatid cohesion, centromeric. NCBI's taxonomy places the organism in Eukaryota, Metazoa, Chordata, Mammalia, Rodentia, Heteromyidae. The transcript is spliced from 14 exons. Bases 1 to 1329 code for a protein of 442 amino acids. Gene Ontology annotation, cellular component: kinetochore.